CACUGUACCCAGCCAAGAAUAUUAUUUAGAGAUAUGGAAGUGCAGUCAUGUCUCCAUAUCCAUGGGAGAUGGGUUCCUGGGCCCCUUGUGGAUACCAAAAUCCAUGGAGGCUUAAAGACCCUAACAUAAAAUGGUAUAGUAUUUGCAUAUAACUUAUGCAUAUCCUCUUGUAUACUUUAAAUCAUCUCUAGACUAGUUCUAAUACCUAAAAUACUAUAUAAAUAAUUGUUAUAGUUAUUGCUUAGGGAAUACAGACAAAUAAAAAGUCUGUACGUGUUCAGUACAGACAAAACCAUCCUUUUUAUUCCCCCUGAAUAUUUUUGAUCCACAGUUAGUUGAGUCCAUGGAUGUGGAAUUCAUGGAUAUGGAGGACCUAUUAUAAUCAAAAGAAUAACUAAAAGCCCCCGUUUCUGGUGGCAAGGUCUGAGAAAGGGGCGGCAGGCACCAUGUCCCGCCGAAAAGGUGGCAAGAAAAAGCCCCUGAAAAGGCCCAAGAAGCAGGCCAAGGAGAUGGAUGAGGAAGAUAAGGCUUUCAAGCAGAAACAAAAAAAGGAGCAGAAGAAACUCGAAGAGCUAAAAGCGAAGGCCGUGGGGAAGGGGCCCCUGGCCACAGGUGGAAUUAAGAAAUCUGGCAAAAAAAAUAAGCUGUUCCUUGUGCCUGAGGAGACAGUGACCCCUUAUUUCAUCCAUAUUUAAACAUCUGUAUUCCCUGCCAUAACACUUUUUGCCUCCUGUAGACGGCAUUAAGUGUUGUCUUGGAGCUGUUGUACAUUUUAAAAUAAACUUUUGUUAAAAAAAAAAAAAAAAAUCUUCUAGUGGCUCAUAAUUUAGCUGUUUUCACUAAGUCAGUCCUACCAUAAAUGUGAAUUUAAAGUAAAAUCAGCUCAGAAUCUUGCCAGAGUCUGCCCUUUGGUCCUUGUUCAACCCUAAACUUUGUAUCACCUGAAAUUAAACCAACUCAUUUGACAGGAAAAAAAAAAAAAAAA
Messenger RNA from Cebus imitator (Panamanian white-faced capuchin), 985 nucleotides. RefSeq names its product translation machinery-associated protein 7-like. The record is from RefSeq and is a predicted model, not a curated record. NCBI's taxonomy places the organism in Eukaryota, Metazoa, Chordata, Mammalia, Primates, Cebidae. The coding region runs from base 447 to 695 and encodes 82 amino acids. The transcript has a single exon.